Molecule: messenger RNA, 1326 nt
Organism: Plasmodium fragile
Lineage: Eukaryota; Apicomplexa; Aconoidasida; Haemosporida; Plasmodiidae
Exons: 1
Coding region: 1-1326 (441 amino acids)
Source: RefSeq, a predicted model, not a curated record
AUGGGGCGCGUGCGCAAAGCGAAAAAGGCGGCACCGCCGCUAUCAAAGAACACGCUUCGGGUGCUGCACAUUAUUAUGGCGAUCGGCUUCAUCAGUGCAGUGCCGCAAAUCCUAACCACGGUAAUGACAACCUGGAGGGAAGCAGAACCCAUCGAGUACAAGUAUAUGUUUAGAGGGAGUGAGCAUUCCUUGUACGUGGACUAUACUUACUACGGGUUGUACAAAGUGAUUUAUGACGAUAAGCAUGUGGAGACGUGGACUCAGAGGGUACAAAAUAUGCGAAGUAAAGGAAGUGAAGGAAUUCAAGUCGGCCGAAAAAGUGAGUCUGCUGGAAGUCUAUCCUUGUGGACAUCAGCAUGUCAGGAGGCUUGUCGAGAUGCCAUUAUCAGGCGUAUAGAAGCAUACGAAAGAGUUUCAUUCAUUUCGUUAAUUUUGCUUUGUGGCAUCCUUUUGUCCUGUACCCUCAUCAUUCUAUGCAUUGGAUGGAACAUACUUUUCUCGAAGAGUAUUCUCAUUUCAAUGGCUUGUUUCAUGUUGUCUUUUAUAAUUAACGGAGGCAUAGGGACUUAUUGGUAUUACGAGACAGACCUCUCCUGGAACCUAGUCACUAAGGCUCAACAGUAUCCUUUUCCCAAGUGCUCCUACUGCUUUUAUAUAUUUAUGAUUACCACCGGGGUGUACGCUUUAUGUUUUAUUUGCCUUCUUAUGUUGGACCUAUACAAUAAGAACGCACAAAAGAAGUCCCACAUGGACCAGAUGACUCUACAAAACAGGAACGCUAUGAACGCAAAGAAUUUAUAUCAACCCUUAUUCGAUGGUCAAGCCAAUAUGAUGAUGUCCAGGAGUGCCAGCUAUACAAAUCUUAUGCCUUUCGGGAACGGCGCUGAGAUGGGUGGUGGUCCUAUGGGUACAGGAGUCAUGGGGGGACCACCGGUCCCUAACUUUUUACAAUAUAAUAAAACUAAUUUAAAUCAAUACGGAGGGAUAAAUCAUAAUGGCUUCCCUGGGUUCAGAAACAUGCCUCCUGGUAUGGGUAUGCCGAUGCCCCCUGGAAUGUCCCCUGCUGGAAUUCCCCCAGGGGUUCCUCCAGGGAUGAGUUCACCCAUGCAAAAUAAUUUGAACCCUAAUUUUUUCCCACAAAUGCCAAAGCAGAAUACCUACUCAGGCUCACCGUCCUUCCAACAGAACCUCCCCAACUUUAAUAUGUUUCAAGGCCAAAACACGCCUAACAUGUCUUCCGGGAUGUUUUACCCGCGCCAGUAUUCCGGCAUGGAUUACGACAAUAUAAACAACCCCUUCAGUGCGAACAAGCCCUUUAAGUUCUGA